Molecule: messenger RNA, 3467 nt
Organism: Microcebus murinus (gray mouse lemur)
Lineage: Eukaryota; Metazoa; Chordata; Mammalia; Primates; Cheirogaleidae
Source: RefSeq, a predicted model, not a curated record
ACGCGAGCGCACCACGUUCAGUUCUAGAACGUCUGCUGCGCUCACGUUGACGCCUGGCUGAUUAGUAGAGGCUGGCAACGGGUCGCUUUAGACUGACGUUCUUUCUCUAUGCAUUUCAUGUAUUAUUUGAGGGUUUUUACCUAGAUUUCGGGGAGAAGUAAGGUGAUAAACAGAAAAAUCUUACCUGCUUGGGGGUCGAAACAACCGCUGGGGGUCUUUGCCCUCUUAGGAGGAGGGCGAAGCGGCCCCACCUGCUCCUGCUUCUGAGAGUACGCGGAGAAGUCCCCAGGUACGCGGAGAAGUCGCCAGGUACACCUUGGCGGAUCCUGUCCACACCGACUUAGCUUUCUGGACUGUGGGGAGCUUGCCAGGAGCGCCCCAGCGCAGGCAACUUCCGAGAUAAGCCGCCAAGGAAUUGACGAUGGACCGCUGUUCACCGGGAGCUGGCACUGGCGCACCCCAGCAGACCGUAGCAGCUGAUGCAUCUCCUGAGCCUAGGUGUCCUGUAUGCUUGGAUAGAUUCCAUAAUGUAUCUUACCCAAAUUGCUGCUUACAUAAGUUCUGUUUUCGCUGCAUACGGGAGUGGUCCAAACAGAAAGCCGAGUGUCCACUAUGUAAGCAGCCCUUUGGUUCCAUCUUCCAUUCUGUGAGGGCAGACGAUAACUUCAAGGAGUAUGUCCUAAGGGCUUCCUAUGAUGGUUCUGCUGUUCGACGACGUCGCUCCCGUACAGCUGUGACAAGGGAACGAAAUGUGUCUGUACCUAGUGGUACCACGAACAGAAGAAUGACUCCACCGGAUACUGGAGUUCUAUUUGAAGUGUUAGGCACUUCAACAAGAGGUAGGGAUGUCGCAAUUCCUGAGUUACUGAGUGAGUUUGUAACAGCGAGGCCAACUACUGCCCAUGAAAUAUCUUUGAUGACAGUUCAAGAGCAAGAUGCUAUUAAUUUUAGACGAGCUCUCUAUCGUGCUGGUGCUCGAGUUAGAAGUGUCGAAGAUGGUGGCCGCUCUAGGGAUAUUUCAGCUGAGUUUUUCUAUAGAAAUCCAGCUUCCCUGCGCAGAAUAGUCCCCUGGGUAAGGCGGGAACUUAUGGUCCUUUUAGGAGCUCGUGAACCUUCAGUAGAUAUCGUCCAGCUCAUCAUCAUGACCAACAUUACUCGCUAUGAUUUGGAGAGCCAGGCAUUUGUGUCUGAUUUAAGACCUUUUUUUCUAGAUCUAACUGAGCAUUUUGUGCAUGAAUUUAUCAGUUUUGCUCGAUCUCCUUUUAACAUGGCAGAGUUUGACCAACACGCUAAUUAUGAUUACCCUGCACCUUCCAAUGAAGAAAGCAGCCAUUCUGACUCUUCGGUCAUAACGAUAUCUCCAGAUGAGUCUGAGACCCAAGAGCCAGAUAUGGAUGUGGCCACUGUUGGUCAGGCACCAUGGGAUGAUGAGACACCGGGACCAUCCUACACAAGCUCAGAGCAGGCACAUGUUGCUGUGUCUUCCCUUUUAAAUGAUUCCGGAAGUUCAGGCGAAGAACUGGUCACAGGGGGAGCCAUGUCUCAUGUACAAGGAGUACAAACCAACGAGGACUUAAAUAAUGACAGUGCUUCUUCUUCAAAUGAUUGUGUCAUUGUUGGGUUUAUUAAACCACUAGCUGAGAGGACCCCAGAAAUUGUUCAGCUCUCUUCCGAUUCUGAGGAGAUAAGCACUCGGGAAGAAAGGGAGACAGUGGAGACACAAGAACAGGACCAGCCUUUCAGUUCUGCUGAUAGUGAUCUUAGUAGGUCUUCAUCUCCGCUCUCUCUCCUUGGAAACAAUGAGCAAAUGAAUGAAGGUCAUCCUGAUUCAUCGGAGGAGGAAGAGGAACCAUCUACGUCGUCCUCGUGUAGAGACUUGAGCUCAUCUGUGAGAGGAGACGGAGUAUAUUCUCCAGACAGCCAUAGAUACGGGAAAAGGGGAAGAUCAAGAAGUUCAGAUUCAAGUUCCCAGAAUAGAAGUGAGCAUGAUAACAAUCCUAGAAAGCAUCCUGGGAAGAGAAGAAUGAAAAGCAAAAGGUCCAGAAGUAGGGAAAGUAGCCCUAGAAGGAGAAGAGACAAAAAGAGGUCCAGAACUAGAGACAGCAGUUGGUCAAGCACCAGCCAAACUCUAUCUCUAAGUAGUGAAAGCACAAGCAGAUCACAAUCUCAUAGUGAUCACAGUAAAAGAAGGUCACGGAGCAGAAGUGGAGAUCGUUACUAUUUAAGAAAUGAUUAUGGAAGCAGAUCUAUGUGGGACAGGGAUGACUAUGAAUCAUCUUACAGGAGGAGGCCUCUGUCCAGAGCUCAUUAUCGCAGCCAAUCUUCAAGUCCAGAAUCUGGAAUUCAGUCCUUCUCUCUAAGAAACAAUGCCAGGGAGAAAACUAAUCCCAGUGAAGGACAAUAUAACUAUGAUGAAAGGCACAGAUCGAGGAGCCUGUCUGGUAACAGGUCAAUGACUUCAUCUACAGGGCCUGAGCAGGGGAGAAAUGACAAACCUGGAGGGAAACGAAAAUACAAAGCACGGCAUUUGGAGGGUACUAAUGAAGUGGCUCAAGCAUCUCGUCAAUGUCCUUCUGCAGUAAAGGAGACUGAUUACCAAAAAUUUUCCUCAGAAUUGGAUGAAAACGACAAAAAUGAGAGUGACAGCUUUUCAGACAGCCUAUCAUCAGAUGCAGAGACAAAACGCAAGAGGAGAAAAAGGGCCCGGAGCCCGAGUGUAGAGGUAGUUUGCAAAGGAAUAGCUACUGAUACAACCAUACAUCACGAAAGGAAAAAGAAGAAACACCAUGGAGACAGUACUUCGCAGUCCCCAGUUGUAAUUACCAUCGACAGUGAAAGCGAUAAGGAUUCUGAAGUAAAAGCAGAUGCAGAUUGGGACAAUAAUGGGCCUCAAGACCCUCUAGAAGAUGAGUUUUAGGCUCCUUCCUUGGAACCAUGAACUAAAGAUGGAGUUAAAAGAGAAGAUGAAUUUGGUGUCCUGGACAAGGAGCGUCAUAUUACUGCACUUACUAACAACUUGCAUAAUGCCAGAAAAACUGUGCAUAGUAUCCCACCCCCAGCAACUUCAGUGGAACAAACUCUUGAUAUAAGAAAAGAGAGCACAUCUUCCUAUGAUUUGGAGACCAGCCCAUCUACUAGAACUCAGUCAUCAAGGCAAUUGCCAUCUCCACAGACAUGAUUAAUGUCAGUGUCUCUUAGUAGAGACUGAUAUGUCUUAAAAUUAUCAAAGCAACUCAUUGAGAAUUCUGGCAGUAUGAAAAGGAAAAAAAGGAAUAAUGUCAUCUACUACAGUCUAUUUAAGAUGACUUUAGUGAAAACUCUUUUCCCCCUUAUAAUAUUUUAAGUGUUUUUUUGUGUCUUAAUUUGUAGAAUUCAUUAUUUGUUCAAAAAGUGUUUAUGUCCCACCCUCAGAGAUAUGCAUUUUUAAAUGAAGAAAAUGAUAUUGCUAGCAAUUUAUUUAAAACUUA